AAAUGACUUUUAUUUUGGUGGAUCAUUUCCGGAAGCUCUACAUAACACCGGAAGAGGUUAUUUGAGCUGUGAUGUUUAUAUCGUCCAUGCUUAAAUUUUGACUCUACCAUUAAAAAUAUAGCUUUCUAUUGUUAGUCAAACCUUACCAAUAAAGGCAUCCAGAAAUGAUCAUCCCAGUCAGGUGUUUCACUUGUGGGAAGAUCGUGGGGAACAAAUGGGAAGCCUACCUUGGGCUUCUUCAGGCGGAAUACACUGAGGGUGAUGCUCUCGAUGCCCUGGGCCUGAAGAGAUACUGCUGUCGGAGGAUGCUCCUCUCCCAUGUGGAUCUUAUUGAGAAGUUGUUGAAUUAUGCACCGCUGGAAAAAUUUUAGCCAGAAGAACAUGCCUGUGCAUAUUUUCAUAGGGUUUAAAAAUUGUCAGCAGUAAAGAUGACUUAGUGUAUUGUGCACAUGUGAUAGUAAAAUUUGUCUUUUUUAAAUAAAGUUGUUUAAAAUAUUUCA
This is a messenger RNA of Oryzias melastigma (Indian medaka), 500 nucleotides long. RefSeq names its product RNA polymerase II, I and III subunit L (gene polr2l). NCBI's taxonomy places the organism in Eukaryota, Metazoa, Chordata, Actinopteri, Beloniformes, Adrianichthyidae. The record is from RefSeq and is a predicted model, not a curated record. The coding region runs from base 165 to 371 and encodes 68 amino acids. Gene Ontology annotation, biological process: transcription by RNA polymerase I; tRNA transcription by RNA polymerase III; transcription by RNA polymerase II. The transcript is spliced from 3 exons. Gene Ontology annotation, cellular component: RNA polymerase I complex; RNA polymerase II, core complex; RNA polymerase III complex. Gene Ontology annotation, molecular function: DNA-directed RNA polymerase activity; DNA binding; zinc ion binding.